CCCAUCUUAGCCUUGUGUCCUCAACCCUCUCAGUCCUUUAGUGUUGCUGGAUUUAGGGGUGGCUGGUGGGGCCCGGGGACUUAUCUGGUUUGAGCAGCUGAGGCAUAAAGUGGAGGCCGGGGUCUGACCAGUCCUUCCUGCCCCCUCACUAUCUCUCCACACUUGGGUUUAUCUCUCCUCCUUGCCCUUCUGGGGGAGGGGCUGGCAGGGUCUUGACCCCAGGAGGCUGGGCAAGGGAGUCAGUUGAUGAAGGGGCACAAAAGACGCCGUGGUCACUUGCUUUUUUUGCGCUGAGAAAAUCCUUGUGUCUUUUAGCGGAUUCUCCCGGGGGGCUGAGAACCCCAGAAGGACAUGAGAAAAAUAACAGGAACACAGGGAGUGAGGAGAGAAAACAUUCAGGGGAGGGGAAGCUCUUUGGUUAAGAAGAUAGGAGAUCUGCCCAGUUCUGACACAUCAUAGGACGCAGACUUGCUGCGCGGGGCCUCAGUUUCCCCAUGUGUACCAGGAAGGGGCCAGAAAUAGCCUUGCACCCCCCGUUGGGGCAUAUAGACCAGUUGCACUGCGGAAUUCUAAGAGUUUCUGGUCCUGUGCUUUUGAGGGUUUGAUGGUGGGCAGAUCUCGGGGGGGGUGGGGGGGGGGAGAAGAGAGGGCUGAAUGCCCCUCCCCCAUGCUCAGAAUCCCCAGGAAGCAGGUGGGUUGAGGAGGGAAGGGAGGAGGAUGGGAUGAGCGCUCAACUGGUUCCCCCUUGAGGAAAUUAGCCAUGAGAAGUGUAUUUCCUCUGGCUUCCGGAAAGAAGUCUCAUGCCUGUGUACCCACCCCAGCUGAAUCCAGGGGGGUCUUGAGUGGGUGGGACAGAGGGAACUCCCAGCUGUGGUUCCUCUGUCUCAUCCAUGGAAUAAUAAUUGUUCAAAUGCUGCACAUUUUGUAGAUGUUAUGAUGUUCUACCAAGGAUUUUCGUGUCUGCGAUGUGACGAAUAUAAAAGUUCUGCCCUCCCCCCCCCCACCUUUUAUACAGAAGAACUGAGGAUCUGAAAAAAGAAGGCAUUUUCUCAAUGUUACAAGAAGAGGGAGAGAAAGAAGGGGAGAGAGGAGGAGACCAAGGGUCAGAGAGAAGGGGAGGCUGAGAGCAGAGGGGGGGGGGUGUUUUGAGGGACUGGGUCUGGGCGGGGAAGAUUCAAAGGGACCGGAUUGCUGUUCCAGCCAGGAGCAAGCCCUCUCCUUUGUCUACAGGAUCCAGGAACCUCUGCCUGUGAGUCUGGGGUGGGGGCAGCCGCUUGGCUGCCGAGGACCCCACAGGGGGUAGGGCUUACUAAACAGGACUCAGCCCUGACCUUUCAAAGUCAAUUAUGUAGCGGAUAGAUCCUGCCCUUUUCACUUUUUCCCUUCCAACCUCUUUCCCUGGGACCCCCCGCAGGGACUUCUUUGAACUUAUUGGGGGCAGGUGGGGGAGGGGGGAGGAGGAGGGUUGUGUUGCCUCUCUUGCAUCAUGGGAUGGGCUGACCUAUGCCUGUUCCUUCAAGCCACAGUCAUUUAUUGAGUGUCUACUAUAUGCUGGGCCUGUCCUGGGUGCUGGGAUACAGGAGUCAACACCUGGUCUCCGCCCUCCUGGAAUGUCCACUUCAGACCCGCAGAGAGAUGUGAACAAGAUACUAGACCUUUGUGGCUGCCCUGUGGGAAACGAGUUGAGGGAAGCCACAAUGGCAGCCUGGAAAGCAGCGAGGAGCUACUGCAACGGUCCGAGCAAGCAGUGAUGGUAGUGCACGGCGGACAGCGGCAGGGGUUUCCGAGAGAAUACAUGGAUUCAGGAUUUAUGGUGGAGGCGCUGUUAAGUCAGCUCUGCUGUGUGAGGUGGGCCACCUCCCCCCAGCUUGCUGCUCGGCACGGAAGAUCAAGCCAGGAGUCCCUCCCCUGCCCCCCUCAAGUUCCUCACUCCAUCUGUAACCUUCCUUUGUAGAGCCCUUACUCACCUCCUUCCUGUUUCUUAACCCUUCCCACAUUCCCCGGACCGAGGGCUCCUGCUUUUCCACGCUCUUCUCUUUGCUGGCUACCUUGCUUAUUUCCUUAUUUCACCCUGGGGUCCUGGGAAGCGUCGGCACCCUGAAUGGCCUUGCCUGGCGUUCUCAACACUCCCUGACUGCGGUCUGUCCUGUCUCCAACUAUCUUGCAUAUUUCGCCAUUUCCACACAGCCACACUUGCUUUCUCCCAUCUCUCCAAAUAUCUCUCUUUUUAUACAUUUUUUAAUGGUUAUUUAUUUUUGAGAGAGAGAGAGAGAGAGAGAGAGAGAGAGAGAGAGAGAGAGAGAGAUACACAGAAUCCAAAGCAGGCUCCAGGCUCCGAGCUGUCAGCACGGAGCCCCACGCAGGGCUUGAGCUCACAAACUGAGAUCAUGACCUGAGCCCAAGUCGGACGCUUAACUGACUGAGCCCCCCAGGCGUCCCAUACGAAUAUCUUCCUCUUACCACCACCCGUACCCCAGUAUUCCCUCAUUUACACUCUGCCUGGGUCUGUAGACACCCCCUUGACAAGACAAAGCUUUUAUAAUCCCGCCCCCCCCCCCCAAGCCUCCUUCCUGUCCUAAUUCUGUCCUUCCUCCAACUUUUCCCUCUCCAGCUCUACCCUUCCCCGCCCAGGCUGGCCCACAAGUCACGGUCACCCUCGUCUCUUCCCCGUGGGCUACCUCCCGCCAUGUUCCCCUGAGCCCCCAAGGAGGGGGCUCAGGGGGCCCGAUGGCCUCCCGCCCCCCGUGGCCCCACAGCCCCCGUGGGCCAGGGGAAGUGCCUCGAAAGCCCCAGUGCCGAGGAUGGGCAACCGCACGUGGGAGGGCUGCCACGUGGACUCGCGCGUGGACCACCUCUUCCCGCCGUCCCUCUACAUCUUCGUCAUCGGGGUGGGCCUGCCCACCAACUGCCUGGCCCUGUGGGCGGCCUACCGCCAGGUGCGGCAGCGCAACGAGCUAGGCGUGUACCUGAUGAACUUGAGCAUCGCCGACCUGCUGUACAUCUGCACGCUGCCGCUGUGGGUCGACUACUUCCUGCACCACGACAACUGGAUCCACGGCCCCGGCUCCUGCAAGCUCUUCGGGUUCAUCUUCUACACCAACAUCUACAUCAGCAUCGCCUUCCUGUGCUGCAUCUCCGUGGACCGGUACCUGGCCGUGGCCCACCCGCUGCGGUUUGCCCGCCUGCGCCGCGUCAAGACGGCCGUGGCCGUGAGCUCUGUGGUCUGGGCCACGGAGCUGGGGGCCAACUCGGCACCCCUGUUCCACGACGAGCUCUUCCGUGACCGCUACAACCACACCUUCUGCUUUGAGAAGUUCCCCAUGGAGGGCUGGGUGGCCUGGAUGAACCUCUACCGGGUCUUUGUGGGCUUCCUCUUCCCGUGGGCGCUCAUGCUGCUGUCCUACCGCGGCAUCCUGCGGGCCGUGCGGGGCAGCGUGUCCACCGAGCGCCAGGAGAAGGCCAAGAUCAAGCGGCUGGCCCUCAGCCUCAUCGCCAUCGUGCUGGUCUGCUUCGCGCCCUACCACGUGCUCCUGCUCUCACGCAGCGCCGUCUACCUGGGCCGCCCGUGGGACUGUGGCUUCGAGGAGCGCGUCUUCUCAGCGUAUCACAGCUCACUGGCCUUCACCAGCCUCAACUGCGUGGCCGACCCCAUCCUCUACUGCCUCGUCAACGAGGGGGCCCGCAGCGACGUGGCCAAGGCCCUGCACAAUCUGCUCCGCUUCCUGGCCAGUGACAAGCCGCAGGAGAUGGCCAACGCGUCGCUCACCCUGGAGACCCCGCUCACCUCCAAGAGGAACAGCAUGGCCAAGGCCAUGGCAGCUGGCUGGGCGGCAGCUCCACCCUCCCAGGCGGACCAGCUUCAGCUAAAGAUGCUGCCGCCAGCACAGUGAGCCUCCAACUUGCGCAGAACUCCCUCUCCCCGCUCCUCAAAUCUUAGCCCACAUUCCCUUCCCUCCUGGUCUGAUGUUUGCAAACUGUAUGUAAAUAAGGCUGUGUCAACAUUCGGAAGAGUGUAAGAAAAUAGGAAAACGGUGAGGUUGGUGGGUCACUGGUCCAUCAUCGUCCACCGUGACCUCCUUCAGUUUAUCUGUGCCUAGCGCUGCGCUGGGUGGUACUCGUGACAUAGUGGUGACCAAGAACACCGCUGGCCCUCCUUCACUCGCCCACACUCCCAUGGGGGAGACAGACCUGCCCCCAGACAGUGAUGAUCCUGACUGGGCGGGGCUCAAACAGGGAGCCCAGAGGACAUCGGACCCAGUCUGUGAGUCAGGGAGGGCUUCCUGGAGGAGGGGACAAGGUAAACGAAGCCAAAUGUUUGGUCUCCAGAAGCUAAAGACCAAAAGAGGAAAAAGGAUAUUUCCAACAAGGAGGUAGAAUUUUUGUGACUGAAGGAGACGGAAGAAGAAAUUCACUGAGUGCAGAGUGAACAUCUUUGCCCUUGGGAAGCCCCUGGUCACGUAAGGGAGUGAGGGCACAAAGAACAACGUGUGAGUUUCUAGAUAAACCGUGUUCUCCAAGUCAGGACUGAGGGCCAGGGAGACUUUCAGAACCUAAGGGAAGGGCAGUCGGGGCAGACUGGCUGGAGGAGUGGCGAGCAGGGCCAGCUUGGGAAGGGACUCAGGACAAGAGAAGGGUAUUUAUUCAUUUGUUCAACAGAGAUUUAUUUAUAUCUACUCUCUGCCCAGCCCCGUGCUGGCUGGGGCUGGGAACACAAGGGUGACCAAAUCAGCCCAGGCCUCACCCUCAUGGGGCUCACGGUAAACAAGUAAAUAAAAAUAAAUACAAUGUU
Felis catus (domestic cat) is the source of this 4789-nucleotide messenger RNA. RefSeq names its product G protein-coupled receptor 4 (gene GPR4). The record is from RefSeq and is a predicted model, not a curated record. The transcript is spliced from 3 exons. NCBI's taxonomy places the organism in Eukaryota, Metazoa, Chordata, Mammalia, Carnivora, Felidae. The coding region runs from base 2802 to 3890 and encodes 362 amino acids. Gene Ontology annotation, biological process: G protein-coupled receptor signaling pathway. Gene Ontology annotation, molecular function: G protein-coupled receptor activity. Gene Ontology annotation, cellular component: membrane.